Salvia splendens (bonfire salvia) is the source of this 2008-nucleotide messenger RNA. RefSeq names its product AT-hook motif nuclear-localized protein 9. Lineage: Eukaryota; Viridiplantae; Streptophyta; Magnoliopsida; Lamiales; Lamiaceae. The record is from RefSeq and is a predicted model, not a curated record. Bases 881 to 1786 code for a protein of 301 amino acids. The transcript has 5 exons. Gene Ontology annotation, molecular function: minor groove of adenine-thymine-rich DNA binding.
GCUGCUGCUGCUCUUCUGUUGAAGAUUUUCUCUUUCUAUCCCCUACAAAACAAAGCAAACAACCGCGCACCACACUAACUCAAAACCCGCAUCACUAUUCCCCUCCACACUCUAUCACCUCACCUCACCUCAUCCCACACUACACAGUACACACAGUGAACACGAAAUUCCCAGCAUAAAAAAUGCAUUAUGUUUCGGAUAAGAAUUCUUUCACUGUUAUGGUGAGUUCGUCAAUGGCUUAUUCUCACAACCUGCGCUGCUAGCUGCUUUUCAUAAAACGACUCUCCUUUUCAUUUACCCCUUUUCGUUAGAUAAAUGUUAUUGCAUGGCUGCUUUUGGCAUAGGCGAUGAUGUUUCUUUCUCUUGAGGUGGGCCUUUGUUGCUUUCUCUCCAAGGAUUGUGUUUAUAGUCCAUAGAUAGAUAUGUUUUGUGAGCAUUGUGUUGGGCGAGAGCGAAAAUGGAGAAUUUUAUCUUAAAAAUGAAGUCUUUUUCUUGUUUUGAUUUUGUAGUGUGUAUGUUGUUGUCUUGAAACUUUGAAUCUUUUUCUCUUAUUGAAUUGAAACCGUUUCAAUCUCGAUUUCGUGUUAUUUGGGGAAUACAAAUUUGUAAAUAGCACAUUUUAAUUAUUUUUGCCACGAUUCAAGAACUGUGGGAUUGAGCUUUCUCUUGCAUUGCAUAAUAGAGCUAUUGGGCUCAUUUAAGUUGCAUUGAUAGAGGUCUUCCAGUGCUGAGUUUAAGCAUUGUCGAAAUCGAACAGAGCAUCCAAGCCGGAGUUCCAUGUUUUACUUGAUGAAGGCAUAAUUUGAUACCGAUUUUGGAAGUGUUGUAUUUGGCAUUUUUGGAGUGCCUUAGAUUGAAACAAAUUAUUAAGUUAGCGUACAUGGAUCAAAGGGAAGCUAUGGCGCUGCAAGGUUCGGCUUCCUAUUAUCUUCAUCAAGGAAAUGCCGAGUCUGUCAUGGGACUACAGGGAUCCCCCGGCAUGAAUUCGUUGACUAAUCCUGGUUUGCAGUACCAAACCAACACAGGGAGGAAUAUGAUGGGAUCAUCGUUGCCUUUAGAUACUUCAUCGACAAUGUCACCUCACGGGAUGAGUGUUGGCCCGCCUCCUGCGCUUGGUGCAGGUCCGCCUCCUGCUAUGAUGCAAGGGGAGCCUGUUCGUAGGAAAAGGGGAAGGCCACGGAAAUAUGGGCGUGAUAGUGCUGUUUCACUGGCAUUGUCGCCCUCCACUUCUAAUCCUGUGCCAUUUGUGAGACCAACUCAGAAGCGGAGAGGACGACCACCAGGGACGGGGAGAAAGCAUCAACAAAUCCCCCUUGGCGGAUCUAUCUUUACCGUUCCUGGAAAACUGGUCCCACAUAUCAUCAAUGUUGCUGUUGGAGAAGAUAUUAAAAGAAAGGUACUGUCGUUUGCACAGGGGCGGCAGAGCACUGUCAUUUUAUCAGGAAAUGGUACAAUAUCAGCUGUAAAUAUUAGAAUAUCAAGUUCUGGUGGGAGCGUCACAUACGAGGGACGCUUUGAUAUUUUGAGUUUAACUGGUUCGUAUGCACAAAAUGAUGUGAAUGCGCCUCAUGGCCCAGUCGGCUGUCUAAAUGUUACUCUGUCUGGUCCUGAUGGGCGUGUCAUAGGUGGUGGAGUCGAGAGUGUCAUGGUUGCCUGCAGCCCUGUUCAGGUUGUCGUGGCAAGCCUGCUACCACGCCCUUCAAAGAUGAAAAACGUUGCUGGGGGAACUUCAGCAGAUUCUGAAGAUCGUACAGUUGGGAAUCUCGUCAUUCCAGCCAAUGCUUAGCCUAGCUCAGAAUCUUAGCUCAGUUUGGUAGGGAUAGAUAGCAAUCCCAUUUCUUAUAUUUUGUUCAAGUUAUCGACUUCAACAUCCAGCGACAUCUGGGUGAAACCGUUUUAUUGAUUAGUCUUUAGCAGAGCAUCUGACUCUAACCAUGUUGCUACUUUACCUGACAUAGGUUGCACUAGUUCAGAUCUUUGUUAAUGAUUCAGUUCUUCACUUUAUACA